AUGUACGGAACACUGGCAGGGGUUAGGAAUUUGGCUUACCCAGCGAAGGUGAGCACUUCGUACGCCCCAGCCUACAAUCCGCUUGCAUGCGAAACUAUACCCCGUGGUGGGCAGCAGACUGUUGGAGGGGUGCCGUCAACGUCUUCAUCGACGAUCACAGCGCCGAACAAUUCGUCGACAUCCUCAUCGGGUCAAUAUAUGUGCGCCUCGGAAUGUCCUGCACAACGUAUCUCUCCAAUGUAUUCUUCUAUGAUAAAUCCGGUUGUCUCACUGCAACCGAGCAGGCGAGUGAAGACGUUGUACGCUUGCACGCCAGAUCAUGAGUCAGAAUUGUCAUUUCAACCAGGUCAAAUCAUCACAAACGUGUACGAAUCGAAAGAAGAAGGCUGGCUAGUCGGCACACUCAACGGGAAGACUGGUCUAAUACCUUGCAACUACGUGGAACCAUUGCCGUAA
This is a messenger RNA of Cooperia oncophora, 456 nucleotides long. NCBI's taxonomy places the organism in Eukaryota, Metazoa, Nematoda, Chromadorea, Rhabditida, Trichostrongylidae. The record is from the annotation of a GenBank genome assembly.